CCGGAUGCCCACCCAUACGUCAGCUGUGUUGAAGACUGCAGUGGGAUGCGUCGGAGGAGAAACUGAGUCAGACCAUUGCGGCAGCGACCUACCUACCGCCGCCGCCGAAGAGGAUGGACGCCACAAUGGCAGAGCCAGGCGAGAUACUGCCCGAGAGGAAGCCGGAGAAGUGCCCGUACGAGAUUCUCCGGCAGAGCAAAGCUUCGGUGGAGGAGAUCGUUUCAUCGAUGCUCUCAAUUAAGAAGGAAGGCAAGUCGAAAUCUGAGUAUCGGGAGCUCGUCACUCAGAUUCUCCUCAACUUUGUCACCCUCCGUCAGGCAAAUCGAGCCAUCUUGCUGGAGGAAGAUCGUGUAAAAACCGAAACGGAGCGCGCAAAAGCACCCGUGGACUUCACAACACUGCAGCUUCACAACUUGAUGUAUGAAAAAAGUCACUAUCUCAAAGCAAUUAAGGCUUGCCAGGAUUUCAAGUCAAAGUACCCUGACAUUGAACUUGUUCCCGAGGAAGAGUUCUUUAGAGAUGCACCGGAGAACAUUAAAAGCUCUGUGAUAUCAAAUGACAGCUCUCACAAUUUAAUGCUCAAGAGGCUCAAUUUUGAACUAUUCCAGCGCAAAGAACUGUGCAAACUGCAUGAGAAACUCGAAGAGCAGAAGAAAAGUCUUCAGGGGAUCAUAGCUAACAGAAAGAAAUUUUUGCUGAGCCUCCCAUCACAUCUCAAGUCACUCAAGAAAGCAUCUUUGCCUGUUCAGCAUCAACUAGGAGUUCAGCACACAAAGAAAUUAAAGCAACUGCAUUCGGCAGAAUUGCUUCCCCCUCCUCUUUAUGUUAUAUAUUCACAGUUACUGGCCCAGAAAGAAGCCUUUGAAGAGAUGAUAGAAAUGGAGAUUGUUGGGAGUGUUAAAGACGCUCAGGCCGUUGCCCACCAGCAGGCAACUAAAGACAAUGCUAAAGCAUCUAGUGUAGAUAAUUCUAAGAUAGACGAGGACUUGCCUGAUGAGGAAGAUGAUGGACAGAGGAGGAGAAAGCGUCCAAGGAAAGUUCCAGGCAAGGAAAGUGUAGACCACACAAGAAUUUAUCAAGCACACCCUCUGAAAGUCAUUCUUCAUGUUCUUGAUGAUGAAACUCCUGAUUUGAGCCCCACAAAGAUAGUAACUCUGAUUUUUGAAUACUUGAUGAAGUUGAAUGUAGUAUGUGUUGGGGUGGAGGGUUCUGAAGAUGAUUCGGGCAAGGACAUCUUGUGCAACUUGUUUCCUGAUGAUACUGGCCUAGAGCUUCCUCAUCAGUCAGCUAAGAUGAUUGACAGUUCUGUUGAAUUUGAUAAAACAAGAACUUCACGGCCGUACAAGUGGGCACAGCAUCUUGCAGGGAUUGAUUUUUUGCCAGAGGUUUCACCAUUGGUGGGUGGCUUUGAAAACUCGAAUGAAGAAUCAGCUAAGCAUUCAUCAAUUAUAGCUGGGCUGUCACUUUAUCGCCAGCAGAAUCGUGUGCAAACAGUUGUGCAAAGAAUCCGUGCUCGAAAAAAGGCUCAGCUUGCUCUUGCGUGAGUUACUUCACUGUAUGUUUAGCAUCAUUGGAACCUCCAAAUAUACAUAGCUUAGAAGUGGGAGCUUUGUUUUUUUUUCUCGUUUUUGAGAUCAGGGCAUCUCAUAACCUUUUCUGGACGAGUUUAUGGAAUGUGUUGUGACUUUGAAAGUAGAAGUAUGCUACUAUGAUGUCUUGGCAGUUAUAUCGU
Cuscuta campestris is the source of this 1732-nucleotide messenger RNA. NCBI's taxonomy places the organism in Eukaryota, Viridiplantae, Streptophyta, Magnoliopsida, Solanales, Convolvulaceae. The record is from the annotation of a GenBank genome assembly.